AUGCCGACCUCGGCUUCGACGUUCGACAUGGACGACUCGGUCGUACCACGCUCGUCCAAGCAAGCCAAGAUGCUCGGCGUCGGGAUCGACGCGGGGCCGUCCGUCUUCAACUCGCGGUCGCACUCCCCAGCCGCGCCGACUACCGGGAGGAGUCUACCACCACUCCGAACGAUCAACACGGCUCAACCCAACUCGUCGUACCUCGCCGCACCCAACGACGGUCUCCCCAAGCUGCACACACCAGCCUCGGCGGCCAGCAGCUCGUACGCGACCCCGAUGGGCCCAGGCUCCGACAUGCUCUCCGACACCUGGAACGGGUGGGGCGCCAAACUCGCCGCUUCGUCGUCGCAGGGCAGCGAUAACAAGUUCCCGAGUAGUCCACGCGCUGAAGGCACGUCAUCGCGGAAUGAGGUGAGUUCCUUGUUGUUUGUUGUGGUUGUGCUACACCUUGCCGGAGUGGGUGCUGACGGAUGAUGCGUUGUACGCCAUCUCGAUCAGAGCAAAUCUUAUGCCAUGUCCUCACAGUCGCUACGGGUCAACCAAAACCCUGGACUCUCCCGUACCGACUCGGUAGGCUCCUCAUCGACGCCUCGCAAAUUUGACAUGGGCAGCGCCAGCAAGGAGAAGAAGAAGGGCUUGUUUGGCGGCUUCCUCAAGCGCAAAGUCAGCCGCAGCCAGUUCACGGGGGAAACAGAAUCGAUGACAAUGCCUCCAGAAGCAGCCUCGUUCGAUAACGUCGCUUUGCCACCCAAGCUCCAGGCUCGUGGCGACGCGAUGGACACUCUGAGCCGCACCGCGGCAUACGGCAACCUUGGCACCCCCGAUUCGUCUAAACGGCAAAUCACCCGCAACCGGAAUGGGAGGCGAGGCAAUUCGCCACCUCGGCCAGGUACAACGACCAGUGUCGGUCGUCAGGCCUCGGUCUUUUCCGCCGAUCCAUCCAUCUCGCUCGACACCGAUCUCAACAAUCUUGACGGCAUCGUCAAUCCGAGCGCCAUUUCUUCGCCGACGCCGCUGCAUCGGUCCCCAUCACUUGCCUCGAGCUUUGACGCCGGGAUGGGGGCGGCAGCGGCGAGCCCGACGAUGAAUCAAGGGCGGAGGCCAUCGGCUGGGAUGCCACUGCUGAUGCGGCGCAUGUCGAACGAGCGAGGGCUGGGCCUCUCGGGCGGCAGCGGACCAGAGACGCUGAACCUCUCAUCGCUGGGUGUGAACGCUGGUAUGAGUGGGUUUCGAACGAACGGGAGUCUUUCGGGCGCGAGUGGGCCGGCGUCGUUCUGGAGCAAUGGCGCGUCGCAGCCGAGUGGUACCGUCAGUCCGAUGAGCGAGGUGCCGCCCAACAACCUCUCGUUACCCGUCACAGCUGCUCGGGCGAUGUUGUCACGGCCCAGUUUCGUUCGAUCGUCUUCGGGACUCAGUACCAGGACACACACGGGAGGGAACGGCGACGUCGGCUCGAAUGGGGGCCCGAGGAGCGUCGGCUCUGGUCGGAGACCUUCCAUUGCGGUCGGUCAGACCAACGAUCCUUUCGCGCCUGGGGCAUUGGCCUCGACACCUACACCGACGACAUCGAACACGACGAGUACUGCACAGACUGGACCGGGGGCAUGGACCGCGCCUGAUUCUUGGGCUGUCAAAGCCGAGAUGGGAGGGAUGGACCAUGAUGACACUUCCUCGGACGAGGAAGACGAGGAUGAUGAUGAGGAUAACCGAAUCGAGGAGAUAGAGAGUGAUUCGGCGAUGUCGCCUGAAUCGAAACCGGCAAAAGUGUUUGGGUACGACGAGAGUGGGGGUUUAAGGCCGCCAACUGCGGGAGGGAGACCGGUUACGAGAGGUGGGAGACCGGGAACCUCGGAUGGGAUGGGGGGUAGGAUGGCAGCGUCAAAGAGCGUAAGUUCUGUGGUGAUGCGGAGUAUCCGGACAUCGUGUGCUGACGUUUUCGACCUUCCUAUGCAGUUCAUGAUGCGGAUCACGCGCGAAAACUCGACCUUCUCGACUCUGCCGGUCCCCUUGACCGUCACUGCAGGUGAAUUGACGGCUACGUUGGCUCGACGUUUUCAAAUCAGUCAUGCCAAGACGGCGUAUGCUCUGUACCUGCGGGAAAAGGGCUACGAACGACGCGUCGGCGCGAACGAGAAGCCGAUGCUGCUGCAGAAGCGGCGGUUCGAACAAGCCGGGUACACCGAAUUGGACAAGCUCGAAGAGCUCGGCCGAGAGGACAACGCGUAUCUGUGCAAGUUCAUCUACAAACCUGCGCAUCCGUCGAUCGCGGCGGGGGAGGAGGACGUGAACGAGACGAAUCUCGAGUUCGUCGAUCUCUCCGGGCGGCCGGUCGAGACGAUCCCGAUUUACCUGUACCGACACGCGCACGAGAUCGUCAGUCUGAAUCUGUCCAAGAACCGACCGUUCGAUCUGCCGACGGAUUUCGUGCAGCUGUGUACGUCUUUGCGCGAACUGGUGCUGUCCCACAUGGGCAUCAAGAGGAUCCCGCAGGCGGUCAAGGAGUGCUACAGCUUGACACGACUCGACAUUUCGAACAACCAUAUCGUCGAUCUCGAACAUAUCGCUUUGGAAGAAGUAGGGGAGUUGAUGUCGCUUAAAUGCCACAACAAUCGCCUGUGGACGCUGCCGGAUUACUUUGCACGCUUCACGCAGCUCAAGUACCUCAACCUGAGCAACAACCGCUUUGACUCGAUUCCCGCGGUCGUGACCGAGAUCUCGUCGCUCGUUGAACUCGAUAUCUCAUUUAACACCGUCUCCGCUGUGCCUCCCGAGAUUGGGCAACUGAAGAACCUCGAACGGCUCGUCCUGCUCGCCAACACGAUCAAUCCCUUGCCGACGACGUUGACGAACCUGGUCCAUCUCAAGGAGCUCGACUGUCGCCGCAACUUCAUCGCCGACUUGUCCCCGAUUGCGAGUGUGGCACAGCUCGAGGUCUUGCGAUGCGAGCACAAUCAGGCUUCGGCGUUGGACGCGACAUGGUCACAGAUGCGCAUCCUCUCGGCUUCGAACAACUCGCUUACUCGGUUCGGUCUUGCGGGUACGGGUCGGUCGCUGACCUCGCUGAAUUUGUCGUUCGCGAAAUUGUCGACGCUUGCAACGGACAUGUUCGACCAUCUCGGCUCGGUCGAAACGCUCAUCUUUGAUAGCAAUCAAUUGCGCGUCUUGCCCGACGGGAUUGGCGGCCUGUCGAACCUCGUUCAUCUCUCGAUCAAGAACAACAUUUUGGGUCUCUUGCCCGAUAACCUUGGGCGGUUACAGAGGCUGCAGACGCUCCAAGUCUCCGGCAACAACUUGCAAACGCUGCCGUCGAGCAUAUGGAUGUGUGGGCAGUUGACGUCGUUAAACGCGAGCUCGAACCUGAUGCACGACUUCCCGGAUCCACCGCUGUCAGUUGCGACGGCGACUCAAGCGAUGUUGACGUCCGAAGGUGGGCUGGAGGAGUUGGAGGCUCGCAAAGGAUCAACGGUCUCGAAGGCACCUUCAACCUCCUCUGGCCGAAUCGCUUCGCCUUUGGCACUGAGCCUGCAAAAGCUCUAUCUGGGUGAUAAUACCUUGGGCGACGACGUCUUUGCCCCCAUCUCGCUCAUGACCGAAUUGAGGGUCCUCAACGUUAGCCACAACGAUAUUCUCGAGAUCCCACCGUCGUCGUUGUUCAAGUUGCAGCAGCUGGAAGAGCUUUACCUCUCGGGGAACAAGAUGACGAGUCUGCCUCCCGACGACCUGGAGCGAUUGCACAACCUCAAGUUGCUGUAUCUCAAUGGAAACAAGGUUAGUCGGUCUCGGGUUGAGUAGUGUUUUUGCGUGAAGCUGAUGGCUCGACGCCUUGGUGCGCUUGCGUGUGGGGUGUAGCUCCAAACGCUUCCUGCCGAACUGGGCAAGAUCAAAAAGCUGUUUGCGCUCGAUGUCGGGAACAAUGCACUCAAGUACAACGUCGUCAAUUGGCCCUAUGAUUGGAACUGGUGCGUAUUCGAUUGGUGUGUUCCACAGUGCCGAGAAGCUGAUUCCUCUCAUCCCUUUGCACAGGAACUGGAAUUUGGAACUGCGCUUCCUCAACCUGUCGGGCAACAAACGACUCGAGAUCAAACCUGGGCAUCAGAAUGACGAUCCGAGUGUCCCCCGCAACGCCAAGCGACGCAAUCUCGCCGACUUUUCGGCUCUGACCAAGCUGCACAUCCUGGGUCUGAUGGACGUCACGCUCAUGAUUCCUUCGGUACCGGACGAGAGUGAGGAUCGACGCGUGCGCACGUCCCUGUCCGAGAUCAAUGACAUGGGCUAUGGCAUAGCCGACACUUUGGGCCAGCGCCUCGAGACGUUGACCUUGGUCGACAUCGUCAUCCCACGCUUCCGGUCCAAGGACGACGAAGCCAUCUUUGGUCUCUUUGACGCGGUCAACAAGGGCCAGAACACGGGUGCGAAGCUCGUCAAGUAUCUGCAGGAUUACUUCACGGCGAUCUUUACGCUCGAGCUGUCGAGGCUCAAGAGCGGUGAGGUCACGAGCGAUGCCUUACGACGCGCCUUCCUCGGUAUCAACCGCGACUACGGCAACAUGCUCCUUCCGACGCUUGAGACACGGCGCAAGGACUCGGAGAUCAGCUUGACCGAUCGGUCGCAGGCCUCGGCUCGGACGGGAGCGGCAGGUAUCAUCGUCUACAUCCGCCGCAAGCGAGUGUACGUCGCCAAUGCGGGUAACGCGCUCGCCGUCAUCGCCGGUCGCGGUGGAACGUCGAGGUUCAUCUCGAAGCGACACGAGCCCUUCGAACCGGCCGAGGUUGCGCGCAUCCGCACGGCCGAAGGAUGGAUUUCGCAUCGUGGUUACGUCAAUGACGAAGUCGACAUCUCGCGUUCGUUCGGGUUUUACAACGUCUUCCCCGCGAUUAACGCCUCGCCCAACAUUGAAGAGUUCGAGCUGGCCGACACGGACGAGUUCAUCAUCAUUGCCAAUCGAGGGUUGUGGGAGCACAUGUCGUACCAGAUGGCCGUCGACGUUGCCCGCACGGAGCGAGCCGACCCCAUGGCUGCCGCGGCCAAGUUGCGUGAUCUAGCCAUCUCGUACGGUUCGUCGAACAACAUCAUGGUCAUGGUUCUGGCCGUCGGCGACCUUUUCAGCAAGACCAAGAAGAACUACCGGGGCGUGCAGCGAGGUGUCGCCAUGGCCAACGACGACGAGGGCUUCUAUGGUGCUCAUCGAACGGGACAAGCGUUACGUCGCGGUAAGCAGGAAGAAGCCGCCGGCGAGCGCUAUCUCAACCUGCUCGAUCGAGAGGUGGCCCCGCCCGUAGGAAUGGUGGCCUUGGUCUUUACGGAUAUCCGCAACUCGACCGCAUUGUGGGAAUCGAACCCGGGCAUGCAGACCGCCAUUCGCAUGCACAACCAGCUCUUCCGUCGUCAACUUCGUGCCAUCGGUGGCUACGAGGUCAAGACUGAAGGUGACGCCUUCAUGAUCUCGUUCCCGACCGUGACGGGAGCCCUCUUGUUUUGCUUGACCGUCCAACUCGAGCUCCUGCGCGAGGAUUGGCCCCAAGAGAUCCUUGACUCGGAGGAGGGCAAGGAAAUCACCGACUCCAAGGGCGAGACGAUCUACCGUGGUCUGUCGGUGCGCAUGGGUAUUCACUGGGGUCAACCCGUGUGCGAAGCAGAUCCCAUUACCCGUCGAAUGGACUACUUUGGUCCGGUCGUCAACCGCGCUGCGCGUAUCGCCUCGAUCGCAGAGGGCGGUCAGAUCUCGGCCAGUCAGGAUGUCAUUGAUAUUAUUCAGGUCAGUUAGGAUUCGUCGCUGUCUCUGUCUUUGCCUGGAAGUAUACUGAAUCAUCUUCUCCACUCUUUGGCCACUAGGAUGUUGUCAUGGAGAUGAAACCAGAGCCGUCUUCACUCGACAGCGAUUCUGGCUCGUCGCCCGACGAAGAGGAGUGGAUUGACCCCAACGAGAAGCAAGACAUCCUCGCCCUGCGUCGUCUCGGCUUCGGUAUCUCGGAGCUGGGUGAACGUCGUCUCAAGGGUCUCGAAGCUCCCGAGCUGGUGUCCCUCAUCUGGCCUAAAGCACUCAAGGAACGCAUCAAGCUCUCGGGCGACAAGGACGAACAGCAACAGACCGAGGUGUUCGAUCCUUCAUCCCAGGUCCUCGAUGUGUCCGUCGUCAAGGGCUUCGGCCGAGUUACGCAUCGUCUCGAAGCAGUGGCCGCGGCUUUGGUUCACCCAAAGCGAAAAGACGGUCAAGGCGAUCACCCGACCGAACUGGCUGUGGCGAACCGACAGGCCCCAAUUUUCCCGGCCUCGCUCGCGUACCCGAUCCGACCCGAUGCCGCCGACGAAGAACUCGCGGCCUUGCUCGAGGGCUACCUCAUGCGUAUUGAGAAUGUCCUCUCGACGCUCGUCCUCCACCAACUCGGUCCCUUCACCGAGAUCCUCGCCGCCCUCGGCUCAGCAAUUAAGACCGAUCCGAGAAGCAUCAUGCUCGCGCUCAGUCGCUACGCUGCGAUCAUGCAUUCCCUUCCCCCUACGAUCAUGAAUUCACCACCAUCACCUUCUUCUUCUUCCCCCGCUGUUGUCACUAAUACUCUUUAA
Messenger RNA from Microbotryum saponariae, 6561 nucleotides. The record is from the annotation of a GenBank genome assembly. NCBI's taxonomy places the organism in Eukaryota, Fungi, Basidiomycota, Microbotryomycetes, Microbotryales, Microbotryaceae.